This is a messenger RNA of Mytilus californianus (California mussel), 2417 nucleotides long. RefSeq lists its product as uncharacterized. The transcript is spliced from 2 exons. NCBI's taxonomy places the organism in Eukaryota, Metazoa, Mollusca, Bivalvia, Mytilida, Mytilidae. The record is from RefSeq and is a predicted model, not a curated record. Gene Ontology annotation, molecular function: translation repressor activity; protein binding; ubiquitin protein ligase activity. Bases 1433 to 2359 code for a protein of 308 amino acids. Gene Ontology annotation, biological process: protein polyubiquitination; proteasome-mediated ubiquitin-dependent protein catabolic process; negative regulation of translation.
UUUCAUUGUUACUGUCAGCAGGUGAGAAGGACAUUCAUUUAAAAAAGACUAAAAGAGGCUAUUUUUUUUGUACCGGUAGACAGUAAGUUGGAAUGCAUGCAUCAGUUAUAUUUAUAAUUUUAAGGUGCACUUUAUUCUUGUUGCAUGAAGAUAAUUAACUUUUAUAAUCUGCAACACCUGAGUCAAUAUAAGUAUUUUUCAUUGUUGCCGACACAAUACAUCAAUAUUAUCAAAUACUUUUAAUCAUAAAACUUAAUAAGUUGCCUCUGUCACAUGCACAAUAAACUAUGUUUGGAUGUACUACAUGUAAAAACAGGCAUGGAUCAAAUGGAUCAGUGCAGAUGUCAUUUUGCACUGUCAGAACAUGUUUUGCCCUUUUUCACAGGUCAUAGCAUCAUUUGUAAGGAUGCAGAAUAUAAUUAGGAAAUGGAAGUUAAAUCAAGAACUUUUCCAUUGUCUACAAAGUGUAACAAUGCUAAAUAAUACUAGCAUAUACCAUUUUUUUUAAUGAAAUCAUGUUUUUGCCCCUCAUUUUUUAUUUCAAUCUUGGUGAAACAACCCUCCUACCCGUUAUAAGUUCAUCUCUGAAAAAUAUACCUCAUGCUUAAAAUAAAACAAACUAUAAGAGUUCAAUAAAAUAAUAUACUAGAAAGACAAUUGCAUUAAGUAUGUAGCCCAAAGUUUAAAUUAAGAUGAAUGGAUGGCUGAACAAAUCAUAAUCACAUGGAUGAUGCAUAUUUAUAAUUUAUAUGGAAAAUGUGAUGAUUUGUGUUUCCAUCUGAACUUAGGGGCAGAAUAAAACAACAACAAUUUCUAUGUAGACUGUCAAGUAAUUCAGUCUACGAACCUUUCAACAUGAAUCAGUGAAGUAAAUAACAAGGAAAAUAGUCUGUAAAAAUGAUCUUCUUGGUGAGUUCAAAAGAUCAUUGUUCUUAAGACACAGAAACUGUCUCAAUAAUUAGCCAAAUUGAUUUUCUUAUCUAACCCUGAUCUGUUCUGAUUAGCUUUAUCUCAAACAACAUAGCAAGUCAAAUACAAAACUUGUCAUCCAUAACAAGCAGUAAAAAUAUCAGCUGGAUUUUUUAAAUGAUAUCAUAUCACGAAAAUACAUCUUGAUUUUAUUAGGGAUAGAGUGAUAUAAUGUUUGGAGAAAUGAUUACAUCAAAUAUAUGCCACAGUCAUUUUAUACUGCAUAAUUAUUUAUAGUUCAGUUAUUGUGUGCUGUUUAAAAAGAAUAUUUCUUCUUGCCUGCUCUAAAGACAAACUGUACCUGAUGUCAAGUCUAGUGGUUAACCUUCAUCAGGAAAUCAUCUUAUACAGGAAAUGUGUUAAUAACUACUUUUAAUUUAAUAUUUUUCAACAUUAUAAAAGCCAAAGGGGACAGUCAAUCCAUUUCCGAUACCAUUAAAGAGAGAUUUGCUGCACAUAUUGUAUGAAGAUGGCCAAUAGUACCUCAAGAUUGGAUCAAGAUGCUUCUCUAGCAAGUUUUGAACUUCUAGGACCAGUGGGAGAGAAACUGUUUGCCCCUACCUGUGUUUCUGUGUCAUCAACAGGAGAAUAUGUAGUAUCUGACAGUGAAAGUUGUUUUAUAGUAAUUUACAGUAGUUUUGGAGAAUAUCUAUGUCAUUUCAGCACAAUACCAAAAUCUAUAUUUUAUCUUUUACUGAACCUGGAAAAGCACAGACCUCAUGAUGUAGCCUGGCUGUCAUCUAAAAGAGUUGUCUAUACACAACCCUGGGGUUCUAAAGUAACAAUUUCAAAUUGGAAUGGUAAUAAGACUACUUGUUUGGAAGGGAAGCCUCUGUAUCAACCAUUUGGUGUUUGUGUUGAUAACUUGGACCAAAUUUAUGUAACUGACAAAGACAAAGGGAGAAUACUCUGUUAUAGCAGUGAAGGAAAGUUAAUAAAAACUUUCGGUGGAUUGGCAUCGAAUGGAUUUAGUUUACACAAUCCACAUUACAUUGUACUCAAUAAGGCAGGAGAUAUUGUGUUAAAUGAUAUUAUCAAAGACUGUGUUUGCAUUAAAAUGUAUGAUAGAUUAAGUGGGAAUUUUAAAACUGUUUCUACAGACACAAUCAGUCGAUUAGGAGCUGGAAGUUUAGCCAUUGAUUCUGAAAACAAUAUAUGUAUGACUGAUCACCAUAAAAAUGUGGUGAAAGUUAUCAAAAAUGAUUCAAAUGAAAACCUUGAAAUGAAUAAUGUUAAAGAUCUAUGUGGGAUAGCUUUAAACCAUGAUGGAAAUCUGGUGUGUAUAGACAAUCAGGACAAAACCAUCAAAAUAUUUCCCUGGGGUAAAGAUCAUCUCCAUUGUAAUGGACAUAUACAAUCAUCCUUAGAUAUUACUGUAGAUAACAAUUAAACAUCUUUAAUAUAUCAAACAUAGUUCAUUUUCCUCAUUAAAGUGAAUCCUUCCUUCA